AUUAAAUAUGUGGGCUUGUUCUUUGCCAAUAAUUUUUUGCUACAACAAACACUCUGGGCAGGAGGCCAUCCUGGGUGGGAGGACUAAAUGACACAAUCCAGCCAACCUCAGGUAGUGUGGCUUCCUGCAGAAUGCGGCUGUGUUGCUAAGGAACGAGGAUCUGAGAGCGGGCUGUUUGGUUUUCCAUUUAGAGGCGAGGUCCCGGGAGAAGGCUGCUCCCCGCGGUGGUGUGGUUGGGCCGUGGAGACGAGCUGCUGAUGGACCGUACGCCGACCUACUCGGCUGGAACUGGGGCGCUGGCUCCCUGCUGAACGCACCAGAGGGCAGCUCCGCUGGCUUUGCGUACCCUUUGCCAGACGAUGCCCUCGGCACAGCCCCCAGGCCGUCUUCCUGGGGAGCCGCCGGAGCGCGGGCAACUGGGAGAGGGGGCGGUGCCCAGUUCCCGGCCCGGCCCUCCCCGCGGAGGUGGCCACGUCAGCGCAGCGUCGCUCGGGGCUCGCGGCCGGAUGGGGAAGGCGGCGGCGGCGGUGGCCUUUGGGGCCGAAGUGGGCGUGCGGCUCGCGCUGUUCGCGGCCUUCCUGGUGACGGAGCUGCUCCCCCCGUUCCAGAGACUCAUCCAGCCGGAGGAGAUGUGGCUCUACCGGAACCCCUACGUGGAGGCGGAGUAUUUCCCCACCAAGCCGAUGUUUGUUAUUGCAUUUCUCUCUCCACUGUCUCUGAUCUUCCUGGCCAAAUUUCUCAAGAAGGCAGACACAAGAGACAGCAGACAAGCCUGCCUGGCUGCCAGCCUUGCCCUGGCUCUGAAUGGCGUCUUUACCAACACAAUAAAACUGAUCGUAGGGAGGCCACGCCCAGAUUUCUUCUACCGCUGCUUCCCUGAUGGGCUAGCCCAUUCUGACUUGAUGUGUACAGGGGAUAAGGACGUGGUGAAUGAGGGCCGAAAGAGCUUCCCCAGUGGACAUUCUUCCUUUGCAUUUGCUGGUCUGGCCUUUGCGUCCUUCUACCUGGCAGGGAAGUUACACUGCUUCACACCACAAGGCCGUGGGAAAUCUUGGAGGUUCUGUGCCUUUCUGUCACCUCUACUUUUUGCAGCUGUGAUUGCACUGUCCCGCACAUGUGACUACAAGCAUCACUGGCAAGGACCCUUUAAAUGGUGAAAAUGGGCAGAUGAAUAGCAAUAAGUGGACCUUUGUUACUCUUCUGAGUUAGAAAAAUUCUAAUUUAGUACACUCUGAACAAAGCUUAUUAUACUUACUUAAGAUGUGUUUUGAUUUGGUGUUCAGAAAGCAACCUGACAAUGAUAAUACUGUAACUAUGAUAAAAUUGAGAAUAAAAAGAUUUUAUUUAGAAACCAUAAGUCUGGAAUUGAGGUUAUUUUAGCCCCACAGUAGAGUAUCCUGGAGGGCCAGGUCCUCUAUGCUAUGUGUAUGUAAUAGGAUUUAGGAGCCUAAUAUUAAGAGAAGACCUUGUUUCCACUCUCUUCAGAUGUACUAGUUGGAUCCAUGAUUGGAAUGACAUUUGCCUAUGUCUGCUAUCGGCAGUAUUAUCCUCCUCUGACUGAUGCAGAAUGCCAUAAACCAUUUCAAGACAAACUUGUACUUUCCACUGCACAGAAGCCUGGGGAUUCUUAUUGUUUUGAUAUUUAAAAAUUGAAUCUGGCUGGGCAUGGUGGCUCAUGCCUGUAAUCCCAACACUUUGGGAGGCCGAGGAGGGUGGAUCACCUGAGGUCAGGACCAGCCUGGCCAACAUGGUGAACCCUGUCUCUACUAAAAAUACAAAAAUUAGCCAGGAGUUGUGUGCCGUAAUCCCAGCUACCUGGGAGGCUGAGGUAGGAGAAUUGCUUGAACCUGGGAGCUGGAGGUUCCAGUGAGCCGAGAUCGCACCACUGCACUCCAAGCCUAGGCAACAGAGUGAGACCCUGUCUCAAAAAAAAAAAAAAUUGAAUCUAUCUCAAUAGAGAACAGGUGAACUAGCCCUCCUAACCGGACCAUGCACAAGACAAGAAAUUCUGGCCUUUUUUUUCCCCUUCCAAGGUGCAAGUGAGGACAUAAGCCACACUGUAUUCUGCCUCCAAAUGAUUACACACUUUUGCCCCUGCUCAUCUAUCUUGAGGAGUUACGGUUCUUUUCCACUACUGUAUGCCACAUGUUCUAGUAAAAGGAUCUUUCAAAGGUGUCCAACACCUUAUGAAUCUGGUCUAUCAGAUUAAUAUCUGAAGAUCUACAGUGUUUUUACAUUUAAUUUAAAUGCCAUUCUUAGAAGGAUCUUGUCACAAAGAAGCCUUUACAUAGCCCCACCUUGUCUCAGAAGCUAGAGUUCAUUAUCAAAACUUCAUUUCCAUUUCAUAUAGCUCAAAAUCUUAAAAUCUAGGGCAUGGCCAACUAAAUUACUUUGAUUCUGUUUACCUUCUCUGAUGACAAUUCCAUCAAGCCUUAAAUAGGAAAAUGUCGAAUCUAGGGUAAUUUAUCACUUUUGUGUGCAUCUUAUCUGAGUCCAGCCAUCUGGUACUGCUGUGCAUUUUGAACACCGUGGGCAUAAACAAUUUGUUGAAUUACUAAGUGAAAACAAUAAUAAAGAAGAAAAUGGUCAGGAGUGUGGUUUCAGCACUACUAACAGAUGACUGUUUCUACCUCAUUUGACCAUAACUGUGCUUGUGAGCUUCUUUCCUUCCAUUCAUGACUGAAGAUCUGCUCAAAUGCACCAACACUGCCAAGUGACUAAGGCAGAAAAGAAAAAUGACAGGUAUCGUCAUCUGAAGGAAAGAUGAAUCUUUUUCUGCCCCUUCUUCACAAUGGAAUAUAAGGAACAAUUAUGGGAUGUCAUCAGAAUGGAUGCCAUAGGACCUACAGCUCCCUUUCUCUUUAUUGUGAUUAUACUUUAAAUAUGACGUUGUCUUUUAUGUGUAUCUUCCUAUAUUUUCAAUGUAUCUUUUUCCUUCAGUAAACCUGAUAUUCAAAUAAAA
Pan troglodytes (chimpanzee) is the source of this 2962-nucleotide messenger RNA. RefSeq names its product phospholipid phosphatase 5 (gene PLPP5). NCBI's taxonomy places the organism in Eukaryota, Metazoa, Chordata, Mammalia, Primates, Hominidae. The record is from RefSeq and is a predicted model, not a curated record. Gene Ontology annotation, cellular component: membrane. The transcript is spliced from 7 exons. Gene Ontology annotation, biological process: phospholipid dephosphorylation; phospholipid metabolic process. Gene Ontology annotation, molecular function: phosphatidate phosphatase activity. The coding region runs from base 360 to 1157 and encodes 265 amino acids.